Molecule: messenger RNA, 419 nt
Organism: Cylindrotheca closterium
Lineage: Eukaryota; Bacillariophyta; Bacillariophyceae; Bacillariales; Bacillariaceae
Source: the annotation of a GenBank genome assembly
GAAAAUACUCCAAGUUCAAAGAUGGGACCAAACCUGGAAAGACUGGAAAAGAUUAUCCAAAAUGGAAAAUACCACCAAUUCCAAACAGUUGGGCACCAAUGAUGACCAAUGGAGUUUGGAAGUUACUCCAUGAUUGGAAGCAAUUUGCAAAUGGAACCACAAAAGAUCCGAUGUUGAUUCUAGAAAAGUUUCGCAUCACACAACAAGAUUCGUGCAUUGAAGAGAAACACCCAAAGAAAAGAAAGAACCGUUGUGGAAACCGCAAAGAGGACCACGUCAGUGAUGGUGAUUCUGAUGAUGACAAUGAUUCUUCUCGGCCCACACCUACGAAGACGACCCGAUUUGUUCUGGCGUCUCCAAGACUAAAUCGCAAAACUGGUAGAAAGCAAAUCAAGAUAGUCACCGACAUCAAAUCUUGA